This is a messenger RNA of Lobosporangium transversale, 327 nucleotides long. RefSeq lists its product as hypothetical. NCBI's taxonomy places the organism in Eukaryota, Fungi, Mortierellomycota, Mortierellomycetes, Mortierellales, Mortierellaceae. Bases 1 to 327 code for a protein of 108 amino acids. The transcript is spliced from 2 exons. The record is from RefSeq and is a predicted model, not a curated record.
AUGCUUCCGAAACUAAGCUUACCCAGCGUCAUCAUAUUGGCACUCAUUGCGGUCGUUACCUCCAGCAAUGCGGCUCCAAUGCUCAGAAAGGGCGCGUCUCCUGCAUUCUUAAUAAGGAUCCCAAGCUCCUCAAGCCUGAGAUCAUGGCUGUUAGCCUUGCUGAUCCUAGAACGUGCACCAUCUUCUCGGCGUAGAAUUUUGCAGGGUCUCCUCGAGAAGGAUGAGGGCGAUAAUGAGGGCGAGGACGGGGACGAUGAGGGCGAGGGUGAUGAGGGCGAUGGUGAUGAUGACACGAAGACAGCGACGGACAAGGGCUCGCUCGUGUGA